AUGUCGUCUGCGGCCUGUACGCUGCUCGCCACUCUGGCCACCACCGCCGCGAUGCAGACCGGCCAGCGGCCCUCGCCGCCGCUCCGCGCCGCCUCGCCGCGCGCGAGCAUGCUCACCAACGUCGGCGCGGGCAUCUUUGCCGUCUCCGGCGCUCUCGCUUGGGUGGCGCCCGGCCAGAGCCUGGCCAAUUACGGGCUCGCCACCGACGCGUCCGCUCUGGUCACCAUGCGCGCCGUCGGCUGCUGGCGGAUCUGCGGGGCGGCGGUGCUGCUCGCAGGCACGCGCGGCCCGUCGCAUGCGGCAGGCGUUUCCCUCGUUGCCGCCGCCCUGACCACACUCGUCAGUGUCGCCAAUUGGGACGUGCUGAGCCGCCCGCUGGGGAACCAGAUCCCGGGCGUCGUCCUGCUCUCGAUCCUUGGCAAGCUCACACUCGGCGGCAGAGUCGGACCACGCUGGGCGGCGGGCGUCUACCUGUUGCUCGGAGGCCUCAUCUGGGCGGCGCCGACCUCGACGAUCCAAGACGUGUACGAGAUUCAGAAGCCGGUGAGCGACGUGGGCCGCUCGAUGCUCUCGCUCUCGGGCGGCGCCCUCGUGAGCACCGGAGUCUUCCUGGCUGGCCUCGUGCGCGGCCUCGCCCUCCCACAAUGCCUCGCCCUUACCUUUGCCACCGACGCGGCGCUGGCCCUCAAGUGGGCGCUGCUUGAGGUGUCUUCUCUCGGUGGGGCCAAGGUUGGCGGCUUCCUCUGGGCUAUCUCCAGCCUUGCUGUCGCAGCACUCUCGCUUGCAUGA
Messenger RNA from Emiliania huxleyi CCMP1516, 789 nucleotides. RefSeq lists its product as hypothetical. The transcript has a single exon. The coding region runs from base 1 to 789 and encodes 262 amino acids. The record is from RefSeq and is a predicted model, not a curated record. Lineage: Eukaryota; Haptophyta; Isochrysidales; Noelaerhabdaceae.